Molecule: messenger RNA, 1096 nt
Organism: Talaromyces stipitatus ATCC 10500
Lineage: Eukaryota; Fungi; Ascomycota; Eurotiomycetes; Eurotiales; Trichocomaceae
Product: MutT/nudix family protein
Exons: 4
Coding region: 164-910 (248 amino acids)
Biological process (GO): ribose phosphate metabolic process; nucleoside phosphate metabolic process
Cellular component (GO): cytosol; nucleus
Molecular function (GO): ADP-ribose diphosphatase activity
Source: RefSeq, a predicted model, not a curated record
GAUCUUCGGUGUCUGGUUUAUCUUGUAGCAUAUUUUUUUUUCCCAUCUACCGAAAGAUGCAUCUAUACUCGGGUUAAGCAUUCAUUUUAUAUGUACUUAGGUACUGUACCUGAGUAGUCAAUACUAUAAUUUACGAAGAAGAGAAAAAUGUCCCCAAGUUUGCAUGCGUCUCUUUCUUAUCGAUAAGAACCCCACGUUGAAUGACCAUCAAUUUUUUACCUACCGGCAUUCUGUUCUACCAUCUCAAGUUAUCCUACAUCUACAUCUCCAUCUCCAAAUGGCGCAAUCAGAUACCUGGUCAGAACAAGCUUCCAAGGUCCUAGAAACAGGUCCAUUGGACCCCGCAGAAGCGAAAUGGAUAAGGCUCAAGAAAAUCACCUACACAGACCCAUUGGGCGUAAAACGUGUAUGGGAGACCGCUGAAAGACAGACACGCCCUAAAAACAGCACCAUCGAUGGAGUCGGCAUCAUCGCUAUCGUUGAUACAUCCCACGGCCCGGAGAUCUUACUGCAGAAACAAUUCAGACCACCAAUCAACAAAAUCUCCAUUGAAGUACCCGCUGGUCUGAUUGACGAGGGCGAAACAGCAGAACAAUGUGCCGUGCGCGAACUGAAAGAAGAGACGGGUUAUAUCGGUGUAGUCGAGAAGACGAGUACGAUUAUGUUCCACGACCCGGGCCUCACAAAUGCAAACUCGAGUCUGGUCCACAUCCGCAUCGAUAUGAAUCUCCCCGAAAACCAGAAUCCGAAACCAGAACUAGAAGAGAAUGAAUUUAUAGAGUGUUUUACGGUUCCUCUAGCAACGCUGUGGGAGGAGACAAAGAGGCUGGAAGAGGAAGGGUAUGGGAUUGAUGCGAGAGUGGGCACGUUGGCGGAGGCGAUUGAGUUGUCGAAGAAGUUUAGAUUUUGAUUUUUCCUCUUAUUGUAUAGGUAUCUAUGGACUUGAUAGAAGAGGAAUGACCAGUCGGUGGUUAUCGGUACGACACAUCUCCGGUUGAGCAUGUGCACGACGCACGGAUCUUAUAACUACAUGCAUAUAUGACAGAAUCAAGGAAGGGACAUUGAAGAUAACAAAAAUGACAUCCAAGCUUGUGAC